AUGGCAGCAGACCACACCAACACCAACCCGUUAGAUGAGCGGUUCGAAACCCUCGUCCAGGAGACAUUGAAUUACUGGCACGUUCCAGGCAUUUCAAUCGCAGUAGUCGAUGGAGACAACACCUGGGCCAAGGGGUACGGCAUUGCGACCUUCCCCUCUGAGCCCGUAACCCCUUCAACGCUCUUCUAUGCCGGAAGCACCACGAAAGCUUUCACCGCAGCCUUGAUGGCCACCUUCGUCGAAGACAACGACACCCAUCCCCAAGUACACUGGGACACGCCCAUCAGCCACCUCAUCCGCGACGACUUCGUCCUACACGACGAGCACACAACCGAACACACCACCAUCGAAGAUGCCCUAUCCCAUCGCUCAGGCCUCCCCCGUCACGAUCAAGCCUACGGCAACCGUCUCACCCGCGACAAAGCCGUACGAACAAUAGUGCGUCAGUUGCGCCAUCUCCCACUAACCGCUCCUCCGCGCACCAAACUCCAAUACUGCAAUCUCAUGUACGUCGUCGUCUCUCACGUCAUCGAGACCCUCACCGGCGGAGAAUGGCUAGGCGACACCCUAGCUCGCACCAUCUGGCAACCCCUUGACAUGAAAUCCACAUUCUUUGACCUCAACAACGCCAAAGCAUCCCCUCACCACCUAGCACACGGAUAUUACCAUACCCCAAGCGACAAGGGCAGCGACAGCCACUACCACGAAGUCCCCUGGAUGCCACUAGACGAAAUCUCCGGCGCCGGAAGCAUCAUCACCAACGUCCUCGAUUACGCAAAAUGGGCGCGCGCACUACUUAACCAAACCGAGCCUUUAUCGCCCGCCGUAUACAAAGCAAUCUUCGAACCGCGAACUGUUCUGCCUCCCGAGGCGCCGUUCACGGGCCCGCGAGCAUACGCUCUGGGCUGGUAUACGGGCGUAUACCAAGGCGUGCAGUUCUUCGAGCAUACAGGGGGGAUGAAUGCGUUCGGGGCCGAGAUAAUCUUAUUCCCGAGCUUGAAGUAUGCGGUUGUCAUGUUGGCGAAUACAGCCGGGACGUCGAAUUACGCGCAGAAGGCGCUGGCAUUUCGGUUGGUGGAUGAGAAACUUGGUGUGCCGGUUGAGAGGAGGUUUGACUGGAAUGCGAAGAAUAUGGCACACAUAGAAGAGGAGAAGAAAAAGGCCCUCGAUGCUAUUCAUAAGGUCCCCGCGCAUGUGAUUCCGCACUCGUUAGACCUACACGAAUAUGUUGGGACGUAUGUGCAUCCGGGCUAUCAGACUGUUGAGAUUUAUCUUGAUCGGUCGAAAAGUACACUACGGGCUGACCGGGAUCGUACAACUUGGCCGGAGUAUCUGAGCUUCAAACAUGUCAAUGGGGAACAUUUUCUCGCUAUAUCGGAGCAUGUUGGAGACUUGGGGGCUUUCUUUCCUGAUGUGUAUGCGGCGGAAUUUCGAAUUGGGGAAAAGGGGAAGCCGUCCGCGCUUGGAGUGGCGUGGGAGAAGACUAUGAAGGAGAAGAUAUGGUUUACGCGGUCGGAUUAA
Messenger RNA from Aspergillus niger, 1521 nucleotides. RefSeq lists its product as uncharacterized. NCBI's taxonomy places the organism in Eukaryota, Fungi, Ascomycota, Eurotiomycetes, Eurotiales, Aspergillaceae. The record is from RefSeq and is a predicted model, not a curated record. The coding region runs from base 1 to 1521 and encodes 506 amino acids. The transcript is spliced from 3 exons.